Zalophus californianus (California sea lion) is the source of this 4898-nucleotide messenger RNA. RefSeq names its product retinol dehydrogenase 16 (gene RDH16). NCBI's taxonomy places the organism in Eukaryota, Metazoa, Chordata, Mammalia, Carnivora, Otariidae. The transcript has 12 exons. Gene Ontology annotation, molecular function: oxidoreductase activity. The coding region runs from base 1632 to 2897 and encodes 421 amino acids. The record is from RefSeq and is a predicted model, not a curated record.
GGAGAAGCAGGCUCCCCUCCAAGCCCGACCCGGGGCUCUGUCCCAGGACCCUGGGAUCAUGACCUGAGCCAAAGGCAGAUGCUUAACCAACUGAGCCACCCAGGCGCCCCCAUAGUUUCCUUUCCAGUAGUUGGAAUUCCCCGGGGUUAACCUGCUGACCUGUUUUUAGUGGCAAAUUAAAUCAAUAACCCACCCUUUCCAGGGGAAACCUCCCUGAGGGGAUCUGUCCUGCCAGCGCCAUCUGAUUCACUGAUGUGGUAUGUCAGAGAGGAGAGAGGCGGGUUCAGGGAGGAGGUAGAGGUUUGGCACGGUCUCAUGGGGUUGCUAACCAAUGUACCUGCACAGAGAAGGAGGUAGACCUCAGAGGUUGGGGCGCGAUGUGGUCCAUCUGGUCUCAGCACACAGGCCAGGCGUGGUGCCCAUUGUGCUCAGUGAAUGCUGAGCAGAGCAGCCUUGCUGCAGUCAGCAUAGCCGGGGCUCUGUCCUCCCCGGGCCCCAAGGAGGUGUGCAUGCUGCCCAGGGUGAUAACUGGUUGCCAGAGAAAUCCAUGAGAAGAGUGAGCUCCUGGGGGGCUGGUCUCUGAGGUAACCCACGAUGUGACAGCUGUGACACUGGGUUCCCUUUUGGAAACUUCUGGAGCCUGAGUCAGCAGAGGCAGUGAUAAGGGCAUUAGAUUUUGGCUUAGUUUUUAUGUGGGCACAAAGGAGGAAAGUCUUUUUAAUGCACUUUCUGUAUUGUUAGGUUAAGCCCUUACUGCAACGCCAAGUCACAACCUGGACUCUCCUGGUUGAAAAAGCCUUCAGCUCUGUUCCACGGAGCAGCUGUCUGUCACUUCAGACCCUUUCAGAUUUGGGUCCGGUGAGCAGGAUUGUCAGGGCAUUUCCCUCUGGGCUCCGAACAAACGGGUACAUACACUGUUGGAGCACGUGUUUAAUGCAUCUGAUGAAUAAAGUUUCAGAUUUCUAAGAACAGAGGGGAUGGCGCUCCAGGUCAGUAAAUGGUUAUUCCAAGUUAAACAUUCCAGAAAUACUGAGCACUCGAGCAGGACAGAGGCUCUCAGGGAUGGAGUUCACAAGCCCUUCAUUCUGCCCAGGCAGGAUUAGGAUGCCAAGGACUUGGAACUAGUGAGGCAGGACCGGUUCUUAGGCUUUUUCUUCAUGGACAUGGUCCUAGAUUCCCAAACUGAUAAAUGAGUCUUUUCCAGAAGACCUACUUGUUAACAAGAAGGCUUCUUUUCCUAUUUAUAGGACAAGCGUGAAUAGAAGAAAGUUGCUGGACAGGAAAAUGAAGAAAAAGACCUGGCCGGGGAGAAUGAAGUUUAAGGGCGAGGACCGACUUAGAACACCAGAGUUCUGCCCUGUGACGGAAUCGGAAGUUGGGGGACAAGGGCUGAGGGAUGGCCUCUGGCAGUGUCUGCCGCUGCCUGUCCCAAGGUCUGCUCUCAGAAAGUUCUGGAUUUCUUGAUGCUGAGUGCCUAGGGAGGCUCCCUUUCUGGAGGAGGAGCUGAGACAGGGGACCUGGCCUGAAGGCUUGCAUCGGUGGCUGGGGACAUUGCUGGAGCUGGGUCCUGCUCUCAGCACUUCAGCAACACCUCAUGGAGGGAGCUCUCCUACUUUGGAGUGAAGGUAGCUAUGAUCGAGCCUGGUUACUUCAACACUGAUGUCACCAACCCUGAGAAGAUUUCUAGGGCCACCCAGGAGGCAUGGGACCGGCUCAGCCCGGAGGUGAAGGAGCUCUAUGGGGAGAAGUUCCUGGCAUCUGGUGCAGUCCCGGAGCCUGGCAGAGCUGCCUCGCCCUCCGCAGGUCGCCUGUCUCACUGUCCAGACGUCCUGUGCAGGAUCUCAGUGCAGAGAUUCGCGGUAGCGAGUCUCCAUCCCCCUGGGGCCGCUGCAGGGUUUCUCAUUCUGGCCCCCACAGCUCCCAGCUUGUGUGAUCCCCUCACCAUGUGGCUGUCCGUGGUGGCCCUCGUGGGCCUGUACUACCUCCUGCGCUGGUACUGGGAGAGGCAGGUGGUGAGCCACCUCCAGGACAAGUACGUCUUCAUCACGGGCUGUGACUCGGGCUUCGGGAACCUACUGGCCAGGCAGCUGGACCUGCGAGGCUUGAGGGUGCUGGCCGCGUGUCUGACGGAGGAGGGGGCCCAGCAGCUGAGAGGCCAGACGUCAGACAGGCUGGAGACGGUGAUCCUGGACGUCACCAAGACAGACAGCAUCUCUGCGGCCACUCAGUGGGUGAAGGAGCGUGUGGGGGACAGAGGACUCUGGGGCCUGGUGAAUAAUGCUGGCAUCUCUAUGCCCACGGCACCCAAUGAGUGGCUGACCAGGCGUGACUUCAUGAAGAUACUUGAUGUGAAUCUCUUGGGGUUGUUGGAGGUGACGCUGAGCCUGCCGUCCCUAGUGAGGAAGGCGAGGGGCCGCAUGGUCAAUGUCUCCAGCGUCAUGGGCCGGCUGUCCCUUUUUGGUGGGGGCUACUGCAUCUCCAAGUAUGGCGUCGAGGCCUUCUCGGACUCCCUCAGGAGGGAGCUCUCCUACUUUGGAGUGAAGGUAGCUAUGAUCGAGCCUGGUUACUUCAACACUGAUGUCACCAACCCUGAGAAGAUUUCUAGGGCCACCCAGGAGGCAUGGGACCGGCUCAGCCCGGAGGUGAAGGAGCUCUAUGGGGAGAAGUUCCUGGCAUCUGUCAAGAAAUCAUCUGAAAAGCUGAAGUCAGCAUGUUGCAACAACCUGUAUUUGGUGACGAACUGCAUGGAACAUGCCCUGACAGCCUGCCACCCCCGCACCCGAUACUCCCCAGGCUGGGAUGCUAAGCUCCUCUACAUCCCCAUGAGCUACAUGCCCACCUUGCUGGUGGACACCAUGAUCUACUGGAGUUCUCCGAGGCCCAUUAAGGCUCUGUAACCCAAGCCUGGGGUGCAAGGAUGGACAUAGCCUGGGGGAGUUAAUGCCCCUCUCCACUGAAGAUACCUAAUGCCAGAACAGAUGUGAAUGGGGACAACCAGCCCGACCCAUUAGCCUGAGGAGCCAAAUCACAGACCUUGGCUGAAAGGACAUGUUUAUAAUUGGACACAGAGGACACAGAAACCAGCUAUUGGGGCGCCUCGGUGGCUCAAAACGGUUAAGCAUCUUCCCUUCAACUCAGGUCAUGAUUUCAGGGUCCUGGGAUCAAGCCCCUCAUCGGGCUCCCUGCUUAGCGGGGAGUCUGAUUCUCCCUCUCCCUCUGUGCCUCCCCCCUACUUGUGUGCUCUCUCUCUCUCUGUCAAAUAAAUAAAACCUAAAAAAAGGAAGAAAGAAAAAAAGAAAGAAGAAAAAGAAAGAGAAACCAGUUGUUGAGUUGUCUUGAAACCUUGAAGUCCAUUGAUUAUUUCUGCCUCAAAAUAAAAGUUGAAAAGUUUACUUAGGCCUGGUGAUUGGAACCGUGGCCUUGGGGAGCAGUGGGGUGUGAGUCCAUGAGAGGAGGAGUCAGGUGCCUUCACAGAGAUCAAGGGAGCAAUGGGGUAACCUGGGCGGGAUUUCAAGGUCACCCCCUUCCUUCCACAGAAGUGGGGGCUAAUGUUUCCUUUCCAGGAUUUAUCAAGUAAUGUGGGGUCACAGGAAACCCAAGGAUGGACAGACAAGGAGAAGUUGCUGAAGCACUGGCAGACCCUAGUCCUUUCCCAGGGACAUCAGGCCUGCCCCCUCAGCAGCAUCCUCUCUGCAGCCCUCUGUUCUCCCCUCCUCUAGAUUUAUGUCCCCAACUGUGGCCAUCGCCAACUUCCCCAGCCCAGAUCCCCCUUCCCACAUCCUCCAGUGGAGGAGAGUAAGAGUCACUUCUGGACCUCAGUCUUUUGUUCUCUGCUAACCUUUGUUGAGCACCUACUGUGUGCCAGGCAGGAAUUCCCUUAAUUACCCGGCACUUUCUGAGACCGUGACUCUCUCUGUCUCCACUAUUGUGAUGAUGUUCUGAGCAUGGACUGAACAGAGGAAGCAUUUGCAGAGAGUGAUGCAGAUUCCUGGGCUGAGGACAAACCAGAACUGAGCUGCCUCAUCAGUAGGUGCUGGAAAUGGCCUGGAGGAGCUGAUGGCCCCUCUCUGCUGAAGAUAUUAAUGAACAGAGGUGUGAAUGGUGUUCAACCACCAGCCCAACACUUCAGCCUCAGCUGUUGGGAGUUUGAACCAGGGGAACACUGCCUUGACCAUCAGUCUGCAGAGAGGCCCAUGAAAUGCUCCCAAGAUCAUGGGGCAGUGGCGUGUUCGUUCACGGGCUGACCUAGGCAGCGGCGCCACCGAGCAGGCCACGGGCCCAGUUCGUGCUCAGCCUCCGGGUCCCAGCGCACUGGGGGCAGCACCCGGCCGGAGCGGGAGAAGCCGGGAGAGCUCGCCGGGUGCAAGGCGAGGGACCGCCGGCUGGGCAGCAUGAGUCAGCAGCGGUGUGUAUGUGUCCAUGAGAAAAGCUCUAAAAGUGAAGAGACCUGGUUUUGAUGUAUCUUUGGUUUAUUUAACUCGAAAAUCUAUGGAUCUUGUCAGCUCUGCUCCUGGGGGUAUUCUCGACUUAAGGUUGCCACAAAACUGGGAGUGCGGAAAUGAAGAGUGUAUGACAUCACCAAUGUCUUAGAUGGAAUCGAUCUGGUUGAAAAAAAGUCUAAGAACCAUAUUCGAUGGAUAGGAUCUGAUCUUAGCAAUUCUGGAGCUGUGCCCCAACAGAAGAAGCUGCAGGAGGAACUUUCUGACUUAUCAGCAAUGGAAGAUGCUUUGGAUGAGUUAAUUACGGAUUGUGCUCAGCAGUUGUUUGAGUUAACAGAUGACAAAGAAAAUGAAAGAUAUUCUUUAACUCUGUCCUUUUUUUUAAUGUUUUAUUUAAAAUCAAUUUAAUUAACUUAUACUGUAUCAUUAGUUUCAGAGGUAGAAUUUAGUGAUUCAUCA